AGUUAUUGUUUGUUCGUAUUAUUAUUAUUUUCAUUCCAGGAGAACAAACAUUGAUUUUCUGUAUUGAGUUGCACAAUAGCAAAUCCCACUAAUUGCAUAAUUAUAAUUAACAAAAAUACAGAGCAAUUAAAGAGAUCAGGAAAUCAUGGCCGAACAGUGGAUGUUUGUACGAUUUGAAGAUUUCGAUGAAGGGGAGGAGGAGGAGAAGACACGGAACUGAAGGAGAUUCGAGAUGAGUUUCUCUGCAGAUAACCUAAAAGGCUUUGUUCUGGCUCUCUUAUCCAGUGGUUUCAUAGGGGCAAGCUUCAUCAUCAAGAAGAAAGGCCUCAGGCGUGCUGCUGCUGCUUCUGGGGUCCGAGCUGGAGUCGGUGGGUAUUCAUACCUCCUGGAGCCUCUUUGGUGGAUGGGCAUGAUCACAAUGAUUGUUGGAGAGAUUGCAAACUUUGUGGCUUAUGCAUUUGCACCAGCAGUUCUUGUUACCCCUCUUGGUGCAUUAAGCAUCAUCGUCAGUGCUGUUUUGGCUCACUUUAUUCUGAAGGAGAGAUUACACAUGCUAGCAAUUUUGGGCUGUGUGAUGUGCAUUGCCGGUUCUGUCAUAAUUGUUAUCCAUGCCCCGCAGGAGCGCCCUAUUACUUCAGUUCAGGAAAUUUGGAGUAUGGCAACUCAAACAGCUUUUUUGCUCUAUGUGGGUUCAGUACUUGUGUUGGUUUUCAUUCUGAUCUUCCAUUUUGCUCCACAAUGCGGACACACAAAUGUUUUAGUUUUCACCGGCAUUUGUUCAUUGAUGGGUUCACUAUCAGUGAUGAGUGUAAAAGCGCUUGGAACUUCGCUGAAAUUGACUUUUGAGGGGAAGAACCAGUUAAUCUUCCCAGAAACAUGGUUUUUUAUGUUCAUAGUGGCCACAUGUGUCAUCACACAAAUGAAUUAUCUCAACAAGGCUCUCGACACUUUUCACACUGCAAUUGUGUCCCCUAUAUAUUAUGUCAUGUUCACUACCCUUACAAUUCUGGCCAGUGUCAUAAUGUUUAAGGAUUGGGAUGACCAAAGUUGGGGAAGCAUUAUUUCAGAGAUAUGUGGCUUCAUUGUUGUGCUCUCUGGUACCAUCCUAUUGCAUGUGACCAAAGACCUUGAGAGAGUUCCAUCUAUUAAAGCAGUUAAUUAUGCACCUGUAUCCCCGACAUUGUCAACCCGACUCUGCAGUGGAAACGGUGAAUUACUAAAGCAUGACGAGGAAAGUGCACUUUCUAGCGAGGAAAUUUGCUUGAGGCAUCAAGAACUGUACUAACAGACGGCUGACUUCUGAGGAGAAACCAAUCCCCGCUGUCUAAAUGCAGAGCAAGACAAAAUCAAGUGUGAACACCUUGAAGCUCUGAUGGAUGAAGCAAUGGCUUGCUCCUCAUUGUGAAUUUGGGUGAAAUUCAAACCAAUGAUCUUGGGAAAUUUUAACAAUGUGUUCGAUCUGGUGCUUAUCUAGCGACUCAUCAUCUUUGGCAGGAUCACUCUUUAAAUGUGAAGUGGGAACUGUGCAGGUCUUGUAUAGUUUGUUUCUUGUUUUCAGGGUGCAUAUUUGUACAGUGCCAAAAGUGGUUUGUUUGGAUUGAUCUAUUCGGAGUGUAGGAGGAGGCUGGAUCCUUGGAGGACCUAGAAAACUAGAUUUCAGUGAGGAAUUCUGGCUUAUCUCUAUAUUCUGAGAGUUUUGCAAUACAAAAAUUGAUGAAGAUACUCUGAGCUCUAUAAGCAAUCCGGUGGCUAUUAUUUUAUUUUAUUUUUCCCAAUUUUUAGCUGUCAUUUCUUCCUAUGUAAAACAGUGAUAAGAAAUAAGUAGCCCGUGUAUUCUUUUCAAAUUAAA
Malania oleifera is the source of this 1849-nucleotide messenger RNA. Its product is annotated as probable magnesium transporter NIPA3. The transcript has 9 exons. Gene Ontology annotation, biological process: magnesium ion transport. Lineage: Eukaryota; Viridiplantae; Streptophyta; Magnoliopsida; Santalales; Ximeniaceae. The record is from RefSeq and is a predicted model, not a curated record. The coding region runs from base 233 to 1285 and encodes 350 amino acids. Gene Ontology annotation, molecular function: magnesium ion transmembrane transporter activity. Gene Ontology annotation, cellular component: membrane.